GCAGUUUCCUGUUGGGCAUAGCGCGCGAGAAAGUCUGGCUCGUCUGGCUGUAAACAGCGCUGAAACGUGAGGUUUCGGCGGGUUUCGGCCACUCGUUGUUUCCGUCUUUUUGGUGCCAGGCGGCCCAGAAAUGUCGAAGAGGUUUCAUAAUGGUGUUGAUUACGACUCGGAUGAAGAAAUUGUCUCAUCCACAACCAAGAGGCCCAAAAAUGGCAUCCUGGAAUGCUCGCAGAGCCUUUCACAGACCCUGGCACAGCCGGAUCGUGUCGUGGGCAUCAUUGAGUCGGUCCACUUGAAGAACUUCAUGUGUCACAGCAAGUUAGAUUUCAAGUUCUCGGAGCAGACGAACUUCAUCAUUGGCAGGAACGGAAGUGGGAAAAGUGCAAUUCUCACAUCCCUAAUCAUCGGCCUUGGAGGAAAGGCAAACACUGCUUCGCGUGGGACCAGCGUCAAAAGCCUCGUGGAAACAGGGAAACGCGCGGCAGAGGUGACAAUCAAGCUUCAGAAUAAGGGCCCCGAGGCUUUCAAGCACGACGAGUAUGGAGACUCCAUAUCAAUCACCAGGAGGUUAACUGCCGACGGCUCGUCACACUACAAGAUCAAAUCCUGCAACGGUGCCGUGAUCUCGAGCAAGAGGGAGGAGCUGACUCGCAUUAUAGACCACUUCAACAUCCAGAUCGACAAUCCUGUCAUGAUCUUGAAUCAAGAAACGAGCCGGAAUUUCCUCCAGAGCAAGAGCGCCCGGGACAAGUACAACUUCUUCAUGAAGGCCACACAGCUUGAAAAGCUCAAGUCUAUGUACACCAAGAUUGACGAAGAAAGGGCGGCGACAGACCGUGACCUGUCUCUGAAAGAAAAGCUGCUGCCAGAGCUGGAACGGGAGGUGAAGCGGCUCGAAAAGCUGUGGCGGGCAUUUGAGAACCUGGAGGACCAAAGGGUCAAGCUGCAGCGGCUGAAAGCCGAGGUGCUUUGGGCCAAGGUCAAGGAAAAAGAAGAUGUGAUGCUGCAGACCGAAGCCGCGUGCCAGAAGGAAGGCAGGGCACUCUCAAGGCUGGAGGAGAAGAUUGCAGAAGUGGAUAACAAAAUCGAAACACACACCAAGCUGCAACAGGAUCUUCAGGCCGAGCUGAACGAGGCUCUCGAGCGCGUCCAGGCUGUACAGCCGGCCAUGAUGUCCGGUCGCAAGGAGUACACCAUCAAGAAGGAACAGCUGCGCGAGAAGGAGCAGGCGAUGGCGCGCGUCGAUCGCGAGCUGACGGCGAAGCGCAAGGAAGCCGAGGUCGUGAAGAGCCGGAUAGACGAGCUGUGCGCGUUCGAUCACGGAAAGCAAGCCGAGGAAAGGGCGCAGCGUGAGGCACAGAUCAGGGAUCUGGAGACCAGGAAGGGAGAGCUGCGGUCGCGUCUUCGCACCUCCGAGCACCACUGCGAGCAAGUCAAAUCGUCGGUGGACGAGUGCUCCGCAAAACUGAAUGCCAUCAAAGGCGAGCAGCGUGAACUGAACGACAACAUCCGGUUCCUAUCCAACUCCAUCCAGAACUUGGAGGCCAGCAAAAAGAACAGCCUACAGCGCUUUGGCCGUCACGUGCCCACGUUGCUGCGUGAAAUAGAUAUUGCCGUGUCCAAGGGAAGGUUCAAGAAACGCCCCAAGGGACCUCUGGGAUCGCUAAUAAAGCUGAAGGAUCAGCGCUGGGACCUGGCCACGGAGUGCUGUCUUGGAGGUGUCUUGUUUGCUUUCUUGGUGGACAACGACCAGGAUGCCAAGACCCUGCGGCAGAUCAUGUCGAAAGUCAUGGGCGCCGAGCGCAAGCCAUCCAUCAUCACUAGUUCCUUCAUGGGAACAGUUUACAACUACAAGCCCAAAGCGAUGCGCUCGUCAAGGUAUCCCAACCUUUUGGAUAAUCUCGAAAUUGAAGAUCCCGACGUGAUCAACUGCCUCAUCGAUCAGAGGAUGCUGGAGAAGAUUGCGCUCAUCGACACCAACCACGAGGCACGAAACGUGAUGAUGAACGCUUCCGCAGUCCCGCCAAAUUGCUCGGAGGCCUUCACGGCACUGGGCGAUCAGUUGUUCCCGGCACCCGACUUCCGUUACUACUCGUCAUCCAAGCAGCGGGCUGAAUUGCUCAAAGAAAACGUGGACGACCAGAUUCGGGAAAAGAAAUCCGAGCUUGCCGACAUGGAGAGGAGGUUGAAAGAAGUGGAGGCCGUUUAUGCCGACAGUCGGGCCGAAUUGCAGCAGAGUCAGAAGGAGGCUCACCGCCUGACCGCCCAGCUGGACUCGCUAAGGCGCGAAGAGGUCAAACUGUGUUCCCAGAUUCGAGAGUUGGCGACAGUCGAGGAACCAGAGCCAACGAAUGUUUCCAUGCUGGAAGAAGUACUGCAAAAAUUGGAAGGCGAGAUAAGUGGCGUUCAGGAAGAGCUGACGGCUCUAAAGGAACAGCAGAUAGAACUUCGCGCGACAUUGAAGGCAGAGGCAGCGAAGCUUCGAGAAAUCGAGGAAGGCCGCACCGAGCUGCUCAAAGAGAGCAACGACAUCAAGACAAAGUUGCUCGACGCGGACGCGCAGUUGCAGAAGGAUAAAAGCCAGAUGCAAGGCCUCAAAGAACAGAAGAAAGCCGUCGAACAGAGUCAGUCGGCCUCGGAAAGACAGCUGAAGGCCUUCAGCCAACAACUUCAUGAACUGACAGAGAAGGCGCUCGAAGUUUCAUCCGAGCGGAUCUCGUCUCGUAGGAAACCGGCUGCCAUUGCGGCCGAAAUCGAAGCUCUCGAGAGCCAGUUGCAAGUAGAAGAAAAGAGGAACGGCGACAAGGAUGAGAUAGCCGAACAGUACAAGUCAUCCCUGGCGAAGUACACAAAGAUCAAAGACAGGGUUCAGGAGCUGCGAACAUUUGUGUCGGAACUCAGGGAUAUGAUAGUUGCACGACAUGAUAAGUACGUGUCCUUGUGCCACCAGACGACAAUGCGGCUGCGCCUCAUCUUUGGGACAACGCUGCUGCAACAAAACUUUAGAGGGACCCUGGAAAUUGAUCACGAUAAGCAGCACCUUCAGAUCAGGGUGGAGCCCAAAGAAGGGGUGAGCGGCAGCAAGGCUCGCCAGGACCUGAAGGCUCUGUCGGGCGGUGAGCGCUCCUUCUCCACCGUCUGCUUCGUGCUGGCCCUGUGGGAAGCCAUGGAGUGUCCUUUUCGCAUCAUGGAUGAGUUCGACAUCUUCAUGGACAUGGGGAAGAGGCGGGUGAGCCUGGAGAUGAUUCUCGAGAUGACGAGGCGAAAAUCUGCGAACCAGUUUGUGUUCCUGACGCCGCUCGAGUUGCCUGCCAUCGACGCCCUCCACCAUGUGAACAUCAUGAUAAUGCCGGAGCCAAGCCGCAAGCGCCCGGCUGUGACGGCAGCCCGAAACGAUGAUGAUGAUGAUUAGGCGCAGUGAUACCUGUG
This is a messenger RNA of Rhipicephalus sanguineus (brown dog tick), 3429 nucleotides long. RefSeq names its product structural maintenance of chromosomes protein 6 (gene SMC6). Gene Ontology annotation, molecular function: protein binding; ATP binding; single-stranded DNA binding. Gene Ontology annotation, biological process: chromosome organization; double-strand break repair via homologous recombination. The transcript has 22 exons. Gene Ontology annotation, cellular component: Smc5-Smc6 complex; chromosome; site of double-strand break. The record is from RefSeq and is a predicted model, not a curated record. Bases 131 to 3412 code for a protein of 1093 amino acids. Lineage: Eukaryota; Metazoa; Arthropoda; Arachnida; Ixodida; Ixodidae.